AGCCGCGCCGCCGGGCUUUGCUCCAACCUCCGCAGAGCAUGGCCCGGGGUCCGCUGGCCGCCGGCGGACUCCGGCUGCUGCUGCCGCUCCUUCCGCUGCCGCAGGUGGCGCUGGGCUUCGCGGACGGCAGCUGCGACCCCUCGGACCAGUGCCCGCCCCAGGCCCGCUGGAGCAGCCUGUGGCACGUGGGGCUCAUCCUGCUGGCGGUCCUCCUGCUUCUGCUGUGUGGUGUCACAGCUGGUUGUGUCCGGUUCUGCUGCCUCCGGAAGCAGGCACAGGCCCAGCCACAUCUGCCACCAGCACGGCAGCCCUGCGACGUGGCAGUCAUCCCUAUGGACAGCGACAGCCCUGUACACAGCACUGUGACCUCCUACAGCUCCGUGCAGUACCCACUGGGCAUGCGGUUGCCCCUGCCCUUUGGGGAGCUGGACCUGGACUCCAUGGCUCCUCCUGCCUACAGCCUGUACACCCCGGAGCCUCCACCCUCCUACGAUGAAGCUGUCAAGAUGGCCAAGCCCAGAGAGGAAGGACCAGCACUCUCCCAGAAACCCAGUCCUCUCCUUGGGGCCUCGGGCCUAGAGACCACUCCAGUGCCCCAGGAGUCAGGCCCCAAUACUCAACUACCACCUUGUAGCCCUGGUGCCCCUUGAAGGAGGCAGGAGAACGGACCAGAGCUUGGAGAACGAACGCUUGGAGCCAAGGGCCCCAGCCCACCCCACCAUCCCACACAUUGCUGUGGCCCCAGCCUCGGUGCCAUGUUACACCGGCCCCAUGGCGUCACCCCCUAGGCAGGCUGCUGCUUUCAGCCUCAGCCCCUGGCCCAGCCCCAGCAGGCCCUCAGCCUGGAAGAGGCCUAAGCCUCGGGUGGGAGCUCAGGGCCACCUGUGACGUCUGCAUCUUCUUGGAGAGAGAAUAAAGUUUGUAUUUAAGUGG
Messenger RNA from Pan troglodytes (chimpanzee), 933 nucleotides. It is a transcript of the gene TMEM52, whose product is annotated as transmembrane protein 52. The transcript has 5 exons. The record is from RefSeq and is a predicted model, not a curated record. The coding region runs from base 39 to 650 and encodes 203 amino acids. NCBI's taxonomy places the organism in Eukaryota, Metazoa, Chordata, Mammalia, Primates, Hominidae.